GGAUGCACAAUGCGAAUGGCUCUUGAAGAAGAAGCAGCAGAGGGAGGAAUUUCAACAAAUUACCGAGGAAAAAGGCAAGAAACGGGCGAAGAAAGCAGUGUGUGUGCAUUGGCAAGUGCAUAACUCCUCACCACACACACGCACACGCACCGACAUCGCAGGGAGCACACACACAAGCCCCAAACAGGACCGAGGUGACCAGGACAAAAACCCCAGCUUAGAUGAUGAGCAGCAGAACGCAGGACGCGGACGGUGCCUCGAUCAGAUUCAGCGACCACACACUGGACAAGGCCACCAAGGCCAAGGUGACGUUGGAGAACUACUACAGCAACCUGGUGACGCAGUAUGGCGAGCGAAAGCAGCGCCUUGCAAAGCUGGAGGCGCAGCUGAAGGACGAGAGCCUGUCGGAGGCGCAGCGCCAGGAGAAGCGUCUGCAGCAUGCCCAAAAGGAGACGGAGUAUCUCCGGCUGAAGCGAUUGCGCCUUGGUGUGGAGGAUUUUGAGGCCCUCAAAGUCAUCGGACGCGGCGCGUUCGGUGAAGUGCGUCUGGUGCAGAAAAAGGACACGGGACAUGUGUACGCCAUGAAGGUGCUGCGCAAAGCGGACAUGCUGGAAAAGGAGCAGGUGGCACACGUACGCGCCGAGCGCGAUGUCCUGGUGGAGGCCGAUCAUCAGUGGGUGGUCAAGAUGUACUACAGUUUCCAGGAUCCCGUCAAUUUAUAUUUAAUAAUGGAGUUCUUGCCUGGUGGUGAUAUGAUGACGCUUUUGAUGAAGAAGGACACGCUAUCCGAGGAGGGCACACAGUUCUAUAUCAGUGAGACGGCAUUGGCGAUCGAUUCUAUUCACAAACUCGGUUUCAUACACAGGGAUAUCAAGCCCGAUAACUUGCUGCUGGAUGCGCGAGGGCAUCUGAAGCUCUCCGACUUCGGACUGUGCACUGGCUUAAAGAAGUCGCAUCGAACAGACUUUUAUCGGGACUUGUCGCAGGCGAAACCAUCCGAUUUUAUUGGCACUUGUGCCAGCUUGUCCUGCAGUCCGAUGGACUCCAAGCGACGUGCCGAGUCGUGGAAGCGAAAUCGACGCGCCCUCGCCUACAGCACCGUGGGAACGCCGGACUAUAUUGCUCCCGAAGUAUUCCUGCAGACUGGCUACGGACCCGCCUGCGACUGGUGGUCCCUGGGAGUCAUCAUGUACGAAAUGCUGAUGGGCUAUCCUCCGUUCUGCUCGGACAAUCCCCAGGAUACCUACCGCAAGGUGAUGAACUGGCGCGAGACGCUGAUAUUUCCCCCAGAGAUCCCCAUAUCGGAGGAGGCCAAGGAGACGAUCAUCAACUUCUGCUGCGAGGCCGAUCGCCGGCUGGGUUCCCAGCGCGGUCUCGAGGAUCUGAAGUCCGUGCCGUUCUUCCGGGGAGUUGACUGGGAGCACAUACGUGAGCGUCCCGCGGCCAUACCCGUUGAAGUGCGCUCAAUCGACGAUACGUCCAACUUCGACGAGUUUCCCGAUGUGUCGCUGGAGAUACCAUCGGCGCCCAUACCGCAGGGCGGUGAGAUUGCGAAGGACUGGGUCUUUAUCAACUACACGUACAAGAGAUUCGAGGUGCGAAAUUUGGAGUGAAUCCAGCAGAGCAGAAACUGGAGCUGGAGCAGGAGCAGUAGCAGUAGCAGCUUGAAGGUUGCCGCACUUUGCCACCCAUUUUAUCACCACCACAGCCGUCGUCUCUCUAACACCAUCACCACCAAGAGCAUUCUCCACGCUAAACGAAAUCCCCGAUUUUCCUUUUUGAAUGUCUUACCUACAUGUGUAUUUAAAUACUAGCUAACAUUUGUGAUUCCAAACAAAAGAAGAAUAUGAUAACGCGAACAAACGAUGUAUUGUAUGUAAAAAAGUCUUUCUUAGAGCGUCGCCCGCGCCUCGGGCUAGGUUAAACGCUAUACUAAUCCUCAAAUGUCCUUCCAUUGGCUUUGUUCAAUCCCUAAUCCCGAUCUUAACCGUUUAAACGUUGUGUUUGUAAACCAGUUCCCCAUAUUAGGGACCCAUUCGGCAAUUCUUUAUAUAUAUAUAUAUUGUUUACUUAUUGGGCAGCAGCGAAAUACCCAUAAAUUUAUUAUUUAGCAAAUUAAAAAUGUUAUAACUUUUAGGCACGUUAAUUGUACGUAUAUGUUUUGUAUCAACUUAUUAUGAAACAAAGUCUUAAUACUUAGUGAACCCCACACACAAAACCGAAUCCGAAAAUCUAUCACACAAAUUAGUUACUAAUGCCAAUAGCAACAAACGCUAAUCUAGACAGCAGAAUAAACAAAAGUAUGUUUAAAUAUCGGUUUCGUUCUAUGUGCACCAGCCCCACACCACCCCGCCCCACCCACAACCCGCGCCCACGGACACGAAUAUAGAUUUAAAAACAUUCUACUUUCCGCUGGAGUUUUGAGUUCCAAGUAAUUGUAGUUUGAGCAAAAGUGAAUUAUUGAACAAGUUACCGAGUUACCGCUGGCAA
Molecule: messenger RNA, 2490 nt
Organism: Drosophila mauritiana
Lineage: Eukaryota; Metazoa; Arthropoda; Insecta; Diptera; Drosophilidae
Gene: trc
Product: serine/threonine-protein kinase tricorner
Exons: 5
Coding region: 222-1613 (463 amino acids)
Biological process (GO): peptidyl-serine phosphorylation; intracellular signal transduction
Molecular function (GO): ATP binding; protein serine/threonine kinase activity
Source: RefSeq, a predicted model, not a curated record